CUCCCCGCCCUCCACAGCCUCCUCAUGUCCCUCAUCUCCGCCACCAUCUUCGCCGGCCUCCUCCUCUCCUCCGUCGCCGAAAUCCGAGAAACCAGCUGGUUCUGGCGGCGCUCCAAGACCCCAUUCCAAUGGCUCCUCUGCUUCCCACUCGGCACGCGCCCCUCAGGCCGCGUGUUCUUCUGGUCCUACGUGUUCUACCUCUCACGCUUCCUCCACAUGUUCCGUACAACCUUGUCGGUGCUACGAAGGCGCAAGUUGGCGUUCUUCCAGGUGUUCAACCACUCAAUCUCCGCAUUCAUGUCGUUCCUGUGGCUGGAAUUCUCGCAAUCGUUUCAGGUUCUGGCGAUCCUGUUCACCACUCUCGUUGACUCUCUGGUUUACGGUUACAGAGUGUGGACGGCGAUAGGGUUGCGAAGCGCGUGUUUUCCAUUCGUGGUGAAUUGCAAGAUGGUGCUGUUGGGGUGCAAUCUGGUGUGCCACGUUGGGGUGCUCCUCCUGCAUUUCUUCAACGGUGGCUGCAAUGGGAUGGGAGCCUGGGUUUUCAACUCUUUUCUGAACGGUGUCGUUUUGCUCUUAUUCCUCAACUUCUAUAUUAGGAUGUACAUUCAGGGGAAAAAGAAGAAAUCUUGUGCCGCCGCUAAUAAUAAUAACAACGAAUUAUCAGACACAUCCAAGUUGAAGCUCAAUUGAGAAACUAAGAGAUGUAGUCAUCAUUUUUGUUCCUUUUUUUUCACCUGUCUAUGUAAAAACCAUGCAUGUAUAUGGAAACAAAAUAAAACUAUAGCUAAAUUAUUUUUUUGUUCA
This is a messenger RNA of Arachis ipaensis, 804 nucleotides long. RefSeq names its product fatty acid elongase 3-like. Gene Ontology annotation, cellular component: endoplasmic reticulum membrane. Gene Ontology annotation, biological process: fatty acid elongation, saturated fatty acid; sphingolipid biosynthetic process; fatty acid elongation, monounsaturated fatty acid. The record is from RefSeq and is a predicted model, not a curated record. Gene Ontology annotation, molecular function: fatty acid elongase activity. NCBI's taxonomy places the organism in Eukaryota, Viridiplantae, Streptophyta, Magnoliopsida, Fabales, Fabaceae.